AUGUCACCUCCUAGAGGAUUUGAAAUACGAACUGACUAUUCAUUUAUUGUUCGGGCGUGCAUUUUGUACAAUAAUGCAAUGCAGAUUGGUUCUACAAGAAAAGAAAAACAGCUGGACAUAAAUCCUAUUUUGAUAGGUGUGCACUGUUGAAGGUAGAUUAUACAGAAUGUAGGAUAUAAAGAGAAAUUUAGUUCUAUAGUGUAUGCAUACUACUCACUACUCAUUACCGCGUUGGCCAUUGAAGGUUGCUUAAACAUUGAUCCUACAGUUGAUUCCAUUAAAAGGAUCUGAUGGUAAGGAAUUUAAAUUGAACAAUCCCUUUGGCGCUGAACUACCCGCUAAAGGAUUUGACCCUGGUCAAGGUACUUACCAAGCUCCACCUACGGACGGAUCAUCUGUGAAUGUCGCGGUGAAUCCAAGGUCCAAACGUCCUCAGUUGUUGGAAACUUUCAAAGUUUGGGAUGAAAAGAUUUAGAAAAUCUAGCAAUCCUUAUUAAAAUUAAAGUAAAAUGUACUACUGAUCAUAUUUCUGCUGCUGGACCAUGGUUGAAAUAUAGAGGUCAUUUAGACACUUUAUCUAAUAAUAUGUUUUUGACCGCAACUAACUCCGACAACAAUGAAAUUAAUAAGGUAAAGAAUCAAGUAACCGGUGAGUGGGGCGCAGUACCAGGUACAACCAGGGUUUAUAAAGCAAAAGGUGUAUCGUGGGUAGUAUUUGGUGAUGAUAAUUACGGCGAGAGAAGUAGCAGGGAACAUGCUGCUUUAGAAUCACGUCAUUUGGUAGGAGUUGCAAUUAUUAUCAAGUCUUUUGUACGUAUCCAUGAAACAAAUUUGAAGAAACAAAAAGUAUUAGUUCUUACGUUUGCAAAAGCUCAGGAUUAUGAUAACGUUCAACCAACCGACACCGCGUUUGAGUUCUUGGUUCAACACAUCGAUUAA
Molecule: messenger RNA, 939 nt
Organism: Cinara cedri
Lineage: Eukaryota; Metazoa; Arthropoda; Insecta; Hemiptera; Aphididae
Source: the annotation of a GenBank genome assembly